AUGAUCUCGCGGGAACUGGAAACGACGUCAAAAGGUAUCGUUGUCAUGUAUAUAAUGGCGGAAUAUCUUGGGAAAUGUAACAUUACACGGGAAAUGCUCUUCGCUUUUUACAGGGAUGGCGCUCCAGCUGUAUUAGGAUUACGCUUUGGACCAGCAAAAUGA
Loa loa (African eye worm) is the source of this 162-nucleotide messenger RNA. RefSeq lists its product as hypothetical. The record is from RefSeq and is a predicted model, not a curated record. Bases 1 to 162 code for a protein of 53 amino acids. The transcript has a single exon. Lineage: Eukaryota; Metazoa; Nematoda; Chromadorea; Rhabditida; Onchocercidae.